Molecule: messenger RNA, 1138 nt
Organism: Cuscuta europaea
Lineage: Eukaryota; Viridiplantae; Streptophyta; Magnoliopsida; Solanales; Convolvulaceae
Source: the annotation of a GenBank genome assembly
CUCCAAUGUUUCAUAGCUCUUCCAGUCUCAUUCCAGAUUAAUAUCAAUUUAUCUAUCCGAAUUUAUAUUAAUUUUAUCACUAUUUUUGUAUCUGCGUUGGAUGCCCAUCGGUGAGAAAAAGUAUCUAUGGCUUCAGUCGAUGAGAGAUCGUCCGUGAAUCUAUUGAAGUAUCAGCGACUCUUGAAUGUCAAAUCCCGUUCAAAGAAUGUUGGAAGUCCUAUGUGAGAAAUCCCAUGGUUGGAAGCCCAACCCCCUUCGCGUACCAGGAACUCUCCACGAACCCCUGAAGCCGUAUUUCCCGAAAGCUCUCCCUUGAUGUGAUUGGGGCUGCCGCCAAUUUGAGAUCGACAAUUGCGAUCGAGGAAAACCCCUUGCGGCACCCCUCAUCCCCUCAAACCUCUAGCAUAUUAUGGGUAAAAGCGAUACAGGAAAUUCCAAAGUCGAAUGCAAACCCUUGUUCUCUUCCUUAGCGAUAGUGACCUUACUGUAACUCUUAACAAGAACAUCCGUGAUGAAAACUCCACAAGAGCAAACAACAAAAAUACUCUAACCAUCGGUCAACAAGGAAACCCCACUACAGCACCGCCCACAUACAAAACCACCAUAACUUCUUCUAGACUAAAAGAACACAUUGCACAAACCUCACGAAGAAAGACGGAAAACAGCAAGCUUCGAUGGAACCCAAAACUCAAAAGAAUACCCAAAUCGAAUGUAGGCAAAACCUCGACCAAAGGAAAACGCCAACCAACGAUGAGAAUCAAAGCCCUUAAAUCAACAAUAGCUGGACGCAGAAGUGAAACAAACAAGAAUAAAUGAAACCUCACAUCGGAGAGCACUCGAAAACCGCAGUUAUAUGCCUCGCUGCGAGUGAUCAAUCGAUCGAUCUAGACUAUGCGCCCAACCUGUACUCCGCCGAUAGGGUUCAAAGUCCGACUUUUUAAUCGAUUAAUUUAGAUUACUAUUUUAAUUGGACUGAACUUUUCUGAUCUGGUAUCAUCUGUUCUGGUCUUGUAAAUGUCUAGUCUCUAUGUAUUUUAUAAUUGUCUAAGUCUGAUCUGGUCUGAUCUGAGACCGAAAAUAGUCUAAAUAAAAACAUCAUAACUGGUUUUAGGUCUUUUUCAUUUUUUGAAAAUAAAUC